Molecule: messenger RNA, 9057 nt
Organism: Ostreococcus tauri
Lineage: Eukaryota; Viridiplantae; Chlorophyta; Mamiellophyceae; Mamiellales; Bathycoccaceae
Product: Vacuolar protein sorting-associated protein 13A N-terminal domain
Exons: 1
Coding region: 1-9057 (3018 amino acids)
Biological process (GO): protein targeting to vacuole; protein retention in Golgi apparatus
Cellular component (GO): extrinsic component of membrane
Source: RefSeq, a predicted model, not a curated record
AUGAUCGGUCUCCACACCGCGCUCGCGCCCUUGAUCGCGCGCGUGUUGCGGCACUACGUCGACGGAAUAUCCAAGGAGAAUGUCCACGCGAGUUUGCUCGGACGAAAACUUCGCCUGAGCGACGUGACGCUGCGCAAAGACGCGCUCGAUGGACUCGCGUUGCCGUGUAACGUGGUCAAGGUGCGGGUGCGGGUGUUGGAGAUCGCGUUUAGGCCGUUCGCGAGAGAUUCGAUCGUCGUCAAGGUGGACGGCGUCGAGUGCGAGCUCGAACAGGCGAGCGAAGGGGACGACGACGUGGAUUACGAUGAGCUCUUGAGCAGGAGAGACGCGAGGGAAAAGAUUAUGGAGGAAAUAGCGAGGGAUUUAGCGUCCAGGGUGGAGGCCGAGACGAGCGGGGGGGUGUCGAAAGCGAUAGCGGCGGCGGCGCUCGAGCGGUUAUCUUUCGAGAGCGCCGCCGGGAGUGUGACGUUUAGAACCAGAGGUUCGCGUCGAGGGGUCAUUCAGGUGGGUUGGAGGAACGUUUCGAUUCGAAGUGCGUCGAUGACGACGUCGACGUCGACGUCGACGUCGAGCAGAGCCGAUGAUGAGGACGGCGAUGGAGAAUUGAGCGGCGUUCGCGCCUCAAAGCGAUUCAAGGGAGUGACUAAGAUCAUGUUCAGCGGCGACACACGGAAGAGGGUGGAAUUGAAUGGGUUGUCGGUAAUCGUGAAUGACGGUGGCGGGUCCUCGGGAGUCGUUAUCGGGCCGGAUGCUCGACUUAGGAUGGAUGCGCACUUGCACAAGAGACCGAAGAGAGAGCGAUAUGAGCAUCCCAAUGCGUCGGUGUAUGUCGUGAAGAUGGACGUUAAGGAUAAAUUAGAGGCACUUGUUAGCGCGUCUCAGGUGAAGAUGGUGCAACUUGCGAUGGACGACAUGGAAAUGUGGGCGAAGAGGAGGGCUCACGGCGAGCGGAGGCCGAAGACCAAAAAUCCAGUUGAUUGGUGGAGAUACGCAGUCAGAGCUACGGUACCGCGCGGAAAGCGACAUAGAGCUCGAGUCUUGGAAACGAUGCGGCGCGCGAAGGCACAUCUAAAAUCCUACAUCGAAAUACACGCCGAGCGUUCGCUCGGAAAGGAGGUGGCGAUGCCGAAACAUCUACAAAGUUUUGAGGCUGGGCUCAGCAAAUACGAUCUUGUUUAUAUCACCCAACUCGCCGAAGUUGAAGCGGCGAAACGGAGGAAAGGAGGAGACUCAGAGAUGGAUAGUUGGCUUCCGUCAGAGCACACCAUGUACAGUGCGUCGCAAAUUUUUGGCACGAGUGAAGAUGUCCGGCGUCCUCGCACGUCCACCAACACGUCGACAUCUUCAUCGAAUUUCUCGAGUUAUGUGUACGCGAAAGGUACGGGUUAUCUGUCCAAAGCGUAUGGCUACAUGAGAUUUCCUAGUCUCAGCCGCUCUAGCGAGGUGUCCCAUGAUGAAUUCAAACCUGAAGCAACGAUUGUAAUUCCUGGUGUUUCCGUGACAAUGUGCGAUCAAUCAAUGUCGAAUAGAGUCAGGUUCACCGCACGUGGAAUUUCGUUGAAUCACGGUCCGCUAGUGAAUGACGUCGACGGCGUUUUGAGUGAAACCGUACUCACCGUGGACCAGGUUCACGGCGAGGAUUUGAGCAACGACCGCGUGGGGAAAAUGAUAUGGGCACGUGUCGUCGACGGCGACGACGCGCGCCCAGCAGUUGUGGUCAAGUUGAACCCAGACUCGUGCCCAGAUCUCGACGUCCUCAUGAGUACUCACGUCAAACUUUCACCACACGCCAUCGUGGUUCAGCCGAGUACUAUUCGAGUAUUGAUGUCCAUGAUGAAUGCGCUUGAUACACCUUUCGCCACGGCCUUCAAAAAUUCCGCACUUGCGCUUAACAGCCACUCACCACAGUGUAGAUUGGGAAUCAUUGAAUCACUCGGAUCAGGGUUAGUAGCAAGUCCGACUCUGAUCGAGGUUGACUCUCCGUUGAUUAUUAUUUCGUCGAAACCUGUCAGUCGCUUCAAGACAGAGAAUGACAUCUCUGGAGCCUUGGCCUUCGGAGUCGAGAAGUUUGUGUUGUGCACGCAAAACGGUUUGCUGUCGCGUGAAGACGUUUUUGAUAAGCUAGUGGAGGAGAGUUCGACCUCCGAUUUCGAAAACGUGAAUGCGCUCGCUCUGCGCACUCGCACUUUCGCGCGCGUAGACGGCGCUUGGGCGAGCGCGUCCAACGCCCCAAUGCCGAUUGUGUCAGACGUGAAAAUGACGCUAGUGAACGACAUCACCUUGUUCGAUUCUGAUACGACAAUGGUUAACCUCGGCCCUUUAGAGCUCGAGUUCACUCCAGAGAGCAUGGCUGCUUUGUUGCACGCCGUUGCGGUUUUUUCAGACGUCGCGCCUUCGUCAUCAUCCUCAUCGACGACACCGGCGCCCGUCGAUUCCGCAGUCAAGUUCGAGGUACCAAAGAUCAAGGUGAGUCUCAAGAGCGGAGACGACCGUCUGGAAUACGUCAUCUCAGAUGUUAACGUAGCGAUGAAAGGUUCGUCGAAUGAUUGGAGAAUGAAGUCGACGAUUGGUCAGCUUUCUGGUGAGCACGUAUCAGGCUUUGAGAGAACAGCGCUUUUAAAGUGCUCGUCGCCAUUCAUGAAGGCAAAUGUGUGCUCACGAGUCGCCGGAAUCAUUGAAGUUGGUACGAUUGAGGCGCGAUGCACGAGGCAGAUGUUGAACAUGCUCUCCGAUAUGGCUUUCCAAACGAAAGGAAUUCGCACAAUCGAGGGCGACUUGGUUCUAUGUCCUCGUAUGCAUGAAUGCUGUCCAAUUCAAAGUGAGUUUGAAAAGGCAUGGAGUUCGGUUGAGACAUUCGAUAUUCCCGACACUGGAGCGGGUUUCUUACGCGGUACGAUAGAACCGAUGUGCUUCAAACUCUUCGAGGAGUCCGAUGAAACAGAUGCUCUCAUUCUGACGACGCACGCUAUGGAAAUUUGUGGCAACGUGACGCACGUCGAGCUCGAGCUUCAUAGAAUGCUCCUCUCUAUUCUAAACGUGCGCUCACAAAUGCUAUUGUUUGAUGUCGAAGAAGUACGCGCGCAGCAUUCAGUUGGCACGAAAGAGACCACGAGUGUGCGUAUUGGAUCGAUCGCACUUGAAGUGACGCCUGAGAGCACACGAAGAUUGGUCGCAAUCAUGCAGACUGUUCCUCAGAUACCGUCGUUGUCGAUCGAUUCACCGAAAUCCAAUACUAACGCGGGCAUCAUUUCUUCUCUUCCUAACUUGGAUUUGAGCGUUAAGAGUGUCAAGCUGAGCGCUAAGGACGAGGAUGAAGUGGCUGUUAUAUUCUCUGAUGUGGCCACGCGUAUCGAUGCACACGACAAAGCAGUGAAAAUAGAGUUGAAUAUCGACUCCGCAGGCGUCGAUGUAACGACGCGAAGCAAUCGAGAUCGACCGUUUAGCGUGAUCAAGUUGAACGACAAGACGCACGACGCCUUGAAAGUAGUCGCUGAAGGCAUUUCUCGUACAGAGAUGCGAGAAGAAAUCAAGGUGGAAGUACAUAUCGGCGAUGGAGUUGUUGAAUUCAACGCCCCGUACAUUAUUGCUGCCGUUAACGUUUGUACCAGCAUCUCUCGAUCGCUUCCAGAACAGAAUUCGUCACCGAUGGGCACAACUUCGAGGGUCGAUGUAGAACGCAGUCCAUCGAUAACUGCCGAGUUGAGCACUGGCAUGUGGACCUUCCAACUGCCAUGGCGAUCGGAGCUUGAAAGACACGCGCCACUGCGCAUGAUACGACUGAGAACGAGACAAGCGGUUGGAUUGCAUGAAUUUGUACUUGGCUCGACAAUUCAGGCGACGUUUUUCCUUCAAGAGUUCAAGCUCGAGACGGGAUACUGCAAAGAUGAACAGGACCAAGAGGACUCUUCCGUAAUGUUCACGCUCGCGGAGGUCACCGGAUUGGAAACUCAGAUUAAUGUGCCUGCGACGUCCUCAUCGUAUUGCACAAGCGAGGUUGUUCCAAAAUUUGAAGUCACUGCUGAGAGCGUGAGUGCUCACGCGAAUGAAAUCUCGCUGCAUCUUCUCAUAGAAAUUGCAGAGCUGGUCAUGGCCCAGCCCGCCACGGCGCAGGCGAUUGAAGCGUAUGACGCACUGCCUCAGAGCGCUUCUUCGAAAAUUUUCGAGGCUUCCUUACGCGUCGAUGUCAUCACUGCGUGUCUUGAAUACUCUCAAGUGCAUCGCAGCGUGCCAAUCGUGCAAGCUAUGAUGACCAACAUGCGAGCAGAGAUGAGGAGCUCUAACUUGGGAGCGGAUAUCAAUGUCAACGUUCACGCGGAGGUUGAUUAUCUACAUCCAGUAAAAGCAGCGUGGGAGCCAAUCAUCGAAUCGACGCCGUUUCUCGUCUCAACUAAAAUGACCACUGAGUUUCAGCCGACUUCGGUCACUGUGUCAGUCGCUUCUGGGUUGGAUGUGACUGUUUCACCAAGUGUUGUCGAAGCCCUGCUUAAGGCGCAAGUUGUCGUAGAAUCAGCGCAGACAGCAAUAGCAGAUCUUGAGCACUCUACCUCUUUUGGACCAUGCUCGUAUCAGAUGACGAACGUCACGGGUUUUGACGUCGAUUACGGGUUGUCUUACGUUCGUGAUGGUGCGAUCACGCAUGCCGGAGAGGGUACAACUGUCGCCGGCGACACUCAACUGAUGCGCUUUGCAAAACGCGAGGAGAAGUAUCGGGUUGAUCAACACAGAGUCUUCGAAUGUGGUGCAUCUUAUUGGGCGUCCCCCAUCGAUGACGACGAUGUUGAUGGUGGACAUGGACAAGACACUGCGCAGGAACCCGUACCCCACGUGUCUGUGGAAUUCAAAACAGUGGACGUCGAUGCUGAACCGAUUUCCCUCCAUGGAGGAAUGGAUGAGGAGCGCAGGUUAUUAGAAUAUGCAGCUCAUCUCGAGGACGGUUCGAGCACACGGAUCAUCGCCGAGAUCGGCCCAUGUUCAACCAGAGUGAACCGUUACGAAUUGCUUCUCCGAUCUGACGUCUCGAUCUUGAAUGGUACGAGCUUUCCAAUCGUGAUGUGCUUUCAGCACAGUGUCGCUCUCCCGUCGACGAUUUUUGGACCGAUUUUCCCGGGCGAGAGUGCCUGGCUUCCCAUACCUUUGUGCAAAUAUCGCAAAGUGCAGUGGCGUGCGAUGUCACUUGACGAGGAUUUUGAGGAUUUUGGCGACAUUUCUGCUGUGGAUGCCGACGUGGGCGAUUCAUUAGGUGGAUCGCCAUUUCUCAGUCCUUUGCAACGCGGGAAGAAAUCAGCUACCAGUCAGUCGCCGCGACUCUGUGGCGGCAGUUCGGGACCACGGCAUCAACAUCACUGGAGCACCGCAUUCACCUUCAAUGAUCUCAUAACCAACGAUGGUGCGAUAGCUGCGUCGCUAUGCUCAACAGCUAGUGCGCAAGAGGUUGAAUCUUCCAAGCCGUACACGUGCGCACUCGUCGUGACUCGCAGCGAAGAGUUCAAACGGGUGCAACUCGCUUUGUGCUCACCACUGAGGAUCGUCAACGCGCUGCCGCUACAGCUCGUCGUAACGUGCUGUUCGAAGAAUGCCUUUAAGCACGAUAUGAUAACUGAAUCCCGCGUGGUGAGUCCAGGUGAGUCCGUCCUUUUCACCACUCUUCAUCCAACUUGGUCGGCGACGGUGACAGCGCAAAUCAUCGGCUACGAGACGUGUGAGGAUCUAAUCGUGCCUGAGUACACGCAGGCUCUGAAGACUGCCAAACGACGCUCAAACGGUGAAAUAUAUCACAUUGACCGCGACGCGAAGCCAGUGGAUCGCAAAGGAAGUCAGGAUUCUUUCGCAGCGGUUUCACUUCGGUUUGCAUUUUCAAUAGACGACGUGACGCAAGUACGAACCUUGCACUGCGCCGCGCCAUUGAUUAUCCUCAAUGCGACAUCAUGUGCGAUCGUGCUCGAAGACAUGCUGCACGGGAUUAAAGCGGAAGAUUCUACACUACUGCGUGAAGCCGAAUCGAAUGAGAUGAUCCCUCAGACGCAGCAAGGCAAGCUAACGAGCACGCCACUGCGUCUUUUCGAGGAAGACGCAGAGAAUUUUGAGACGCCGCCACCGGUGUCACCGUUCGCUCGACUGGCUCAAAAUCAGGCGUUACCGCAGCUUUCAAGCUCACGUUCCUCAACUGUGUUCACGGACGCGAGUCCAGUGUUACUGAGGCAAUCUUCGUUGCGUUUGAAUGCUGAAUCAAUAAAUUUCGUCACUCCAACGACACCUGGACAGCAUUCAACGCCAUCUGUCGUGCAAAGGUCAGAAUUCUACGACAAAGGUGACAAUGGCGUCGCGACGCGAGUGAGUAUUCUAGGGAGCUCUGCGCACUGGCGAAAAAAAAUCACUCAUCGUCCACGUGUGCGCAUUCGUCUCAAGGCAUCCCGGUUUUGGAGUAGGCCGUUCAGGAUCAGCCCCGACGGCGUUCCCAUUGAGAUAUCAGUUCCUUCUGAGAGCAGCGCUGACGUGUGUGAGCAUCGUUUCAUCGCUACAUCUAGCGUCGCUACAACGGAGAAAAUGUAUGACACUGCAAAACUCGAUAUUCGACCAAAGUUUCUCAUCAAAAGUACGCUUGACGAAGCGAUUUGGAUACGACACGGUGGCACCGAGCAUGUCGAGCUACUGCCUGCUCGAACGACUAGGCCUCUGAAAUGGUUCGAUUGGAGAGGGAAAAAGUCAAAAAUUGUCAUGUUUCGACCGGAAAAGGGGGUGUUCGAGUGGUCUAAGCCUGUGAUUGUUCCGGAUCACGUGGCGUCCAUUCUGAAGAUGCAUCACAUCGGCGUAAAUAGCAGCAUGCACACGGAAACCAUCACCGUCUCCAUUCUCGAGAACGACGACAGUUCCUUCACGAUACGCAUAGCGCGGCCGACUGAGAUCGACGGUAUCCUUGGCAUGCACACGAUUGAGAAUCACUCAAACGUUGAGAUUUGGUAUCAUCAGCUCGGCACAAGUGGUGAUCAGUUGCGCCUGGGUCCGAAAGAGAGCGACGAACGUAUGAUAGAGGAUUCGUCUCUACCGCGUGCCCUGGUCAUUGGUUACGGUGAACUCCCUUUAGGAGAGCCAAUAUCUCUGGAUGUCUCGCGCGAGAUAUCGUACAGCGUCGUGACCACGGAUCGAAACUGUUUGCGAAUCACGGUGACGAGAGAGGGUCCGAUGUGUUCCGUAAUAAUUGAGGAUGCGCUCGGCACACGUGUGUCUACAACACCCGAGCGUCCAAUCUUGCGACCGAAAUCUGUCGAACGCGACAACCCGCAGGUUGAUUUUUCGCUGAAAUGCAAUUGGAUUGGCAUGAGUAUGCUUCACGGUCACGAAGAGCUCAUGUACGCACGGAUGAGCGAUGUGGCCGUGAAGACCAUCACAGAUGGCUCAGAGUUCAAGAGCGCUCUUCGUGUUAAGCACAUUCGAGUGGAUCAUACGAGCACGCGAGCAAAACGGCCCAUUGUCUUGGAUAUACCGGAGCGACAUCAGAGUGCUCGCGAGGCCAUGGAACUUCAAGUUCACGGUUGGAUGCAUAGAAUGAACGGCUUACCAGUUGUGCGUUCAUUGAAGAUUGAUUUGGCUCCGGCGUUCAUUGACAUACACGAUGAACUCAUCGACGUAAUACCAUUGGCGAUCGAACCGUGCAUGAGGCAUGCCGAACUUCUUCUACCGCCAGCGAAACCGAACAAGGGGAAGAGCAAGGGAUCGAACAAGCGUCAACAAGAAGGUGAAACCAUGAGCGCACUCACAUCGGUUUACCUGCAGGAACUAAUCAUCAAUGAUGUGGAACUCAUCUUGUCGUUUUCCCGAUUACCGGGGCUACCCAUCGCCAUUCGCUCUCUCGCUGGGGUCGACCGAGCGCGCCUUCGCAUGAAAGGUUUUCAUAUGAACCAACCUUCGCUAAUGGCGGCAGAUGUUGGCGCAAUGGCCGCGAGGCAUUUCAGCAGAGAGGCUGUCGUCCUUGCGAGCUCCUUGUGGGCGCACAAUUCUUUGCUCGGUGAUCCAAAACGAUUGUGGGAAGAAAUAUUUGAGGCGUUCAAUGAGUUCCAUAGCGGGUCAACAGUCACAGCGUUGCCGCGAGUUGUCAUGGCACUCACAGCGGCAUUCGCGCACUCCGGAGAAGUGGCCUUAUCACAAGCGAGAGAUGUCGUCGAGGGUUGGCUCGAAGCUUUGGAAGCUUCGCAGAGCAAGCGGCGCUUCGCUCUUCAAACUCGGAGACUCGGUGCGGUGGAGGACUCGCAGAAGAAAGUCAGUGAAACUUUACUUCAACACGCGUUUGAUACCGUCGCGCGAGUUAUUUUUGACGUUAUCGACGGACCUUUAUCCGGUAUGGAGAUAGGUGGCGUGUGGGGCAUGAUGGAAGGUUCAGCAAUAGGCGCACUGAGCGCGUUCACUCGCGUGUUGGCGACGAUUUUAGACGCCUCUGAGUUGAGCGCGCGAAGGCUUCGAUUGUUUGCUGCGAUUAAAACGUUCGAUGAGAGCGAAUACAUGCGGCCGAGACGUCCGCUACCGACGUCUUACAUGGACCCUGUUCGUCCUUACCAUUACAUCGAAGCAAUCGGGCGGAUGACGCUUGCGAAACUAGAGACGAGCGAACGUGAUGAAAAAUUCGUCGCCGCGGCAACCAUGUCGUGGCCGUCGUACGACUUCUGCAUCUUGACCGGAGGUAAACUCCUCAUUAUUAGUCGACCACGCGAUGCGGGAGCGAUACCAUACGUUCGGUCGAGCGUGAGAUUUGUGGACAUCACAGGCGUCCUUCGUGAUAGCCAUCGCGUAUCGAUCAACGCCGUGACUGCCGUUGAAUCGAUGCAAUCUCAGCCGGUGACGAUGCAAAGCGCACUCGAUCGCGCGUACAGCUUCGCGCUCUCGGCGCUCGGUCGUUUUAGAACGAGCGCGUCGACGUAUUCGACUCCGAACGACGAGGCAUCGCGCGCUUACGAGGACACGACGCCAAGGACGGUCGUAGUGCGAUGCGCCGACGAGGACGCUGCACAUUGGCUCACCAGCGCGCUCUCGCCCUUCGUCCACGCCAACUCCGCGCGACGCCAGUAG